GGUCUCCACCCCCGUUAUGGAAUGAUUGCUGGAAAGCCUGGAUGAAGAGGAUUGUGUCCCGUUAUUUCAUAUAAAGACGUGACGUUGCUCUCCUCUCGCGUUGAUCAAGUUCAAGAUGCCGGUGGAUAUUUCACAGUGGUCUGGAUCAUUGGCCCUCACUGAAGUAGAGGAGCAACCAGCACACCCACUGAGUGUUAGUUACGGCUCCUUGGCCAUAGAGGAGCUAGGGCAAGUGCUGACACCCACCCAGGUUCAAAAUCGCCCAACCAGUAUUGACUGGGAUGGAUUGGAUAGUAACAAGUUAUACACUCUAGUUCUCACAGAUCCUGAUGCACCAAGUAGAAAGAAUCCUAAAUUCAGAGAGUGGCAUCACUUCGUUGUAGUGAACAUAAAAGGAAAUGAUAUCGCCAGUGGCUGUGUAAUGUCUGACUAUAUUGGCUCAGGACCUCCCAAAGGAACUGGUCUACAUCGUUAUGUCUGGCUGGUAUAUGAGCAGUCUGAGACACUGAAAUGUGAUGAACGAGUUCUUACCAACCGCUCUGGAGAGCACAGAGGGAAGUUUAAGGUAGCGUCUUUCCGUGAGAAAUACAAGCUAGGAAGGCCCGUCGCAGGCACUUGCUAUCAAGCUGAGUGGGAUGAUUAUGUCCCCAAACUGAAUGAACAGCUGGGAUAAAAAACUACAAUCUUCCCCUCCUUAAGCAUUCAACAAAAUGCACUUGUAUUUUUUUUUUGUCCUAUCUUCAGUCUUUAUAGAAGUAAAUAUUAUCAAUUGCAAACUUUAUGGAAACUAGUACACUGGAAAUUACCAUCAUUCUAAGCUAAAAAUGAAAUGUAUCCUUUAUAGCCACAAUUAUUAUUAAUUGCACUAGUUAUGCAAACUUUAUAAACCAUUAAUGUGAUACGUUUUGUAUGGUGUGUUUUUUGUUUUUUUUGUUUUUUUUUAACACAAUACAUUUGUAUUAUAUUGAAAGGGCAACACUUUUUUGAAGUUUCUGAUUUGAGGAAACCUUGUUCCUUCUAAUGUAAACUAUAUUAAAAAUAUCUGAUGGGCCUAUUUUACACAUACUGUAUUAAAUAUAAUGGAGAGAUUAGUUCUUCUGAAUGAGACAUUGAACAGUGUUGUAAUGGAUAAUGCAACAUUGAUUUUCUUUGCUAGUUUAAAAAUUUGUUGCAAAUAUAGCGUUUCACUUUUUUUGCUCUAUUACAAUAUGUAUAUGAUUUCCCUUCAUUUAAUACUUCAAUAAAAGUAAUUUUAAAAAAUA
Messenger RNA from Bombina bombina (fire-bellied toad), 1262 nucleotides. RefSeq names its product phosphatidylethanolamine-binding protein 1. NCBI's taxonomy places the organism in Eukaryota, Metazoa, Chordata, Amphibia, Anura, Bombinatoridae. The record is from RefSeq and is a predicted model, not a curated record. Bases 116 to 673 code for a protein of 185 amino acids. Gene Ontology annotation, biological process: negative regulation of MAPK cascade. The transcript is spliced from 4 exons.